AUGUUCUUUUGUGUCCCGACAACACGGCAGCAGCAGCCGCAGCAGCGACGACGACGGCGGCAGCCUCCUCUUCGCCGUCCGCCGUCGCCCUCACCUCCUCCUACUACUACCACUACACAUCACUACGAAUUUGUGUACAAUGAAGAAAAAAAAUCAGUUAAAAAAAAAAAAAAAAAAAAAAAAGAAGAAAAGAAAUUACGUGCGUAUGACUCAAUGACUGUGGCGACGGCGGCGGUCCUAUCCGAUUUCAUCGGUGCGCAGAGAAUCCGAAACCGAUCAUUAGGCUCCGGUGGAUCGUGA
Molecule: messenger RNA, 300 nt
Organism: Cinara cedri
Lineage: Eukaryota; Metazoa; Arthropoda; Insecta; Hemiptera; Aphididae
Source: the annotation of a GenBank genome assembly